Messenger RNA from Cottoperca gobio, 2716 nucleotides. RefSeq names its product proline-rich protein 36-like. Lineage: Eukaryota; Metazoa; Chordata; Actinopteri; Perciformes; Bovichtidae. The record is from RefSeq and is a predicted model, not a curated record. The coding region runs from base 113 to 2602 and encodes 829 amino acids. The transcript has 4 exons.
CUGCAGCUUUCCUACCACUGCACCACAGUGGAAAGUAGUCAGACGUGUCGGGUCAGUGGAAGUCAGUGAAAGGCGUUUCAGUUGGUAUUUGAUCUGAUCUCUGGCUGAAGCCAUGGGGCUUGUUCUGCGUGAGGUGAUUCUAUGGCUACUGCUUAUUGGACAGCUUCAGGCAAGCUUUAACUCUUUCUAUCGUGGCUCUACGCCUGGCAUUUGGGACAUGAGCAACCAGCCCCAGGUUCCCGGCUACCCGUCCAAGCUGCAGCCCCAGGUUCCCGGCUACCCGUCCAAGCUGCAGCCCCAGGUUCCCGGCUACCCGUCCAAGCUGCAGCCCCAGGUUCCCGGCUACCCGUCCAAGCUGCAGCCCCAGGUUCCCGGCUACCCGUCCAAGCUGCAGCCCCAGGUUCCCGGCUACCCGUCCAAGCUGCAGCCCCAGGUUCCCGGCUACCCGUCCAAGCUGCAGCCCCAGGUUCCCGGCUACCCGUCCCGGACUCACUAUCCCGGCCACUCGUCCAAGCACCAUCCCCGUCCCCCCUUUCCCGGCCACCUGUCCAAGCACCAUCCCCGUCCCUACUUUCCUGGCCACCUGUUCAAGCCCCAGCACCAUACCCAGUUUCCCAGUCACCUGACCGAGCCUCAGCACCAGAUCCAGUUUCCAGGCUACCCGACAGAGCUUCAGCCCCGGACCCACUUUCCCGGCCAUCCGUCAGAGCCUCAGCCCCGGACCCACUUUCCCGGCCACCCGUCCAAGCACCAUCACCAUCACCAUCACCACUUUCCCGGACACCCGUCCAAGCACCAUCACCAUCACCAUCGCCAUCACCAUCACCACGGUCACGGUCACGGCCACCCGUCCAAGCACCAUCCCCAUCACCAUCCAUCCAAGGCUCAUCCCCAAACCCAGUUACCCGCUCCCCCGGCCGAGCCUCAGCACCAGAUCCACGUUCCCGGCCAGCCGGCCAAGCCUCAGCAUCAGAUCCAGUUCCCCGGCCAGCCGGCCGAGCCUCAGCACCAGAUCAUCGUUCCCGGCCACCCGGCCAAGCCUCAGCACCAGAUUCAGUUUCCCGGCCACCCAUCCGAGCCUCAGCAACAGAUUCAGUUUCCCAGCUACCCGUCCGAGCCUCAGCAACAGAUUCAGUUUCCCAGCUACCCAUCAGAGCCUCAGCCCCGGACCCACUUUCCCGGCCACCCGUCCAAGCACCAUCACCACUUUCCCGGACACCCGUCCAAGCACCAUCACCAUCGCCAUCACCAUCACCAUCACCACGGCCACCCGUCCAAGCACCAUCCCCAUCACCAUCCAUCCAAAGCUCAUCCCCAAACCCAGUUACCCGCUCCCCCGGCCGAGCCUCAGCACCAGAUCCACGUUCCCGGCCAGCCGGCCAAGCCUCAGCAUCAGAUCCAGUUCCCCGGCCAGCCGGCCGAGCCUCAGCACCAGAUCAUCGUUCCCGGCCACCCGGCCAAGCCUCAGCACCAGAUUCAGUUUCCCGGCCACCCAUCCGAGCCUCAGCAACAGAUUCAGUUUCCCAGCUACCCGUCCGAGCCUCAGCAACAGAUUCAGUUUCCCAGCUACCCAUCAGAGCCUCAGCCCCGGACCCACUUUCCCGGCCACCCGUCCAAGCACCAUCACCACUUUCCCGGACACCCGUCCAAGCACCAUCACCAUCGCCAUCACCAUCACCACAGUCACGGCCACCCGUCCAAGCACCAUCCCCAUCACCAUCCAUCCAAGGCUCAUCCCCAAACCCAGUUACCCGCUCCCCCGGCCGAGCCUCAACACCAGAUCCACGUUCCCGGCCAGCCGGCCAAGCCUCAGCAUCAGAUCCACUUCCCCGGCCAGCCGGCCGAGCCUCAGCACCAGAUCAUCGUUCCCGGCCACCCGGCCAAGCCUCAGCACCAGAUUCAGUUUCCCGGCCACCCGUCCGAGCCUCAGCAACGGAUUCAGUUUCCCGGCCACCCGUCCGAGCCUCAGCCCCGGACCCACUUUCCUGCCCAUCUGUCCAAGCCCCAUCCCCAGCCCCACGUUUCCGAACACUUGUCCAAGCCCCAUCCCCAGUUUCCCGGCCACCUGCCCAAGCCUCAGCCCCAGUUUCCCGGCUACCGGUCAGAGCCCCACCCCCGGACCCACUUUCCCGGCCAUCCGUCCAAGCCCCACCCCCAUCCCCACUUAUCCGUCCCCCAGCCCCAGUCCCCCAGCAACCCGGCCAGGCCCCAUCCCCACUUUCCCGGCCACCCGUCAAAUCCUCAUCCCCAUCCUCACUUAUCCAGCCCCAAGCCCCAGCCCCAGUUUCCGGGCUACCCGACCAAGCCCCAGCCCCAGUUUCCGGGCUACCCGACCAAGCCCCAGCCCCAGUUUCCGGGCUACCCGACCAAGCCCCAGCCCCAGUUUCCGGGCUACCCGACCAAGCCCCAGCCCCAGUUUCCCGGCUACCCGGCCAAGCCCCAUCCCCACUUUCCUGGCCACCCCUCCAAGCCCCAUCCCCAUCCCCACUUAUCCAGCCCCCAUCCCCUCUUAUCCGGCCCCCAGCCCAAGCCCCACUUUCCCGGCCACCCGUCCAAGCCCCAUCCCCAUCCUCAUUUAUCCAGCCACAAAGAUUUGGCUUAAAGGAAGAUUUGGCUACAACUUGUGGAUAUCCUUGGAGUUCCAACUGAUUGGCCUUGAUUACUUCAAGCUUGUACCCUGACAGUCUUUGGAGAAAUAAAAUGCAUUUUAUACUAA